AAUGUGAAGAUAUCCUUUCCGGGAAAGCUGAAUGCGACGCCUGCCCCCACAACUGCAAGUAAGACGCCAAUCUCCUAGACUGGGAUCACCGUCACUUCGAGAGAGGUCCUAAGCAAAUUCGGCCAAUCAGAAGCUUCAAAAGAACAACUCCGCACCGAAGAUAAAACACUUAGGCUUGAAGGGUCACCUGGCCAAGAGGGGAUUGUCUGGUCUGGAUGCCCUCCAUAUUUCCCAUCAUGGUGGGUGGAGGGUGCCAGAGCUGGGCCUUAGCCUACCUCUGUCCACCUUGGGUCUUGCCUCUACCACCCCGAGUAGACGUUAAAAUCAAAAGCACCUUCUCUGGUCCUUGGUGUAUCUUUGCAAGCUGAGACAGUGUUGUUCUUCGUUUUAGAUAAUCACGUUCGAUGUCAACAAUUGCCCACAUAGAUCCCUCACACGACACCUCUCGGUACACAGUCGGCUGGAUCGCCCCCUUGCCCUUGGAACUCACCGCUGCGGUGGGAAUGCUAGAGGACCCCACAACAAUGGAAGUUCCCGACGACGACGUUCUCUAUCACGUAGGACGUAUAGGCUCGCACUUCGUCGUGAUGGUUGUGUGCCCGCGCAUGGGUAUCGAACCAGCCGCCACGGCCCUUGCCAACAUGCGCCGCUCGUUUCCCAACAUCAAACAUGUUCUGGUGGUCGGCAUCGCAGGCGGGGUUCAAGUAGACAAUGUCGCUCUCUCUCCUCCGUCGACUGGGACAACUUCUCCACCGCCGACGAGCUCCCUUGCUUUUGCGUCGCAGGCUUCGCGGGUUGCAGAAGUCUUGGUGAAGAAAUCCUGUAUUUCAGAAUCCAUGGAAUAGUUCCUUGCUGCGUCAAAACUCGGGGCGGUGAUGGUGAUCUCGGACGAUUCCUCCUUGGCGUGUUGGCUGGGUGAAA
This is a messenger RNA of Neurospora tetraspora, 921 nucleotides long. RefSeq lists its product as uncharacterized. The coding region runs from base 405 to 845 and encodes 146 amino acids. Gene Ontology annotation, molecular function: catalytic activity. The record is from RefSeq and is a predicted model, not a curated record. Gene Ontology annotation, biological process: nucleoside metabolic process. The transcript is spliced from 2 exons. NCBI's taxonomy places the organism in Eukaryota, Fungi, Ascomycota, Sordariomycetes, Sordariales, Sordariaceae.